AUGGGCUUGUUCAGCUUUCUUUCGAAACGACCUGCCAACAAGGCACGAUCGGGCGUAUCCUCGGCAGCCUCACAGCGCUAUGAGCCGAGCAUCUCGGGCUCUGUAGCGACGACACAAGGUGGACGUUCCGUGAUUGGGAACGAGACGCAAGUCAACGAUAAGGUGUUCAGGGGCACAGGAUUCAGUCAGUCAGCUCUAUCCCUUGACAGCUCCGACGAAGACCAAGACGAAGAACCGGCGCCGACGCCCCGAGUACCCCGAUUCCGAGAUGAGAGCGUAGAAAGGCCGAGCACGGCCCCGAGUAGCCGUCCGUCCAGCGCGGCUGGGGGAAAAACUGCUAGUCCACAGACUAAGAAGAAUGGGCAAAAGCGGCCGCCUCCGCUUUCGUUCCGGCCCACACGGCCCGCGCCGACGGCACCGAGCGCGCCCGAGUCCCGACCUGGCUCUCGCGGUUCCAUGCGCACGAUCACCAACGCACUCCGUCGGCCUGCUGGACACGGCCGCAGCGAGUCUCUCCGAGUAGACUCCACCGCCAAGACGUUCAAGGACCUGCUCGAUGCACAGUCGGAGAUCAAGCCGGCCGAUUUCCAUGCUAGGGUGAAGGCGGCGGGGGCGAGAGACUAUGGCGAGGACGUGGCCGAGCGGAAUAUGGGCGCCAACGGGUCGUUUAACUUUGACUUGCCACAUGGUCAGGGGUACUCUUCCCAGCCGCAAACACAGGGAGCGGGAGCGGAGGCUCGCGCGGCAGGGCCGGCGGCGGCUAAGAAACUGGAUCCGUAUAAGGCGGGUGUGCGGAGGAAGUCGCCCCCUGCUACCCAGCAAACGUUCAUGCGGCCGGUGGAUCUGGAGAGCGCAACACCGUUGGGGCCCGGGGCGACCCGGAAGCAGGAUCCGGCACGGCGCCGGUCGGUCAGCACUUACCUGCCUCCUGGACUGGGCAAGAUGAAGUUUUUGCCUUUUGACCGGUCGGAGGAGGAGGAAGAGACUAAGGAGACCAAAGACCUCUCACCGCGCACGCCAGGGUUGGAUAUCAACAAGUUGGACACCGGCGUUGCUGCGCUGGGGCAGAGCCGGCCGGUGAUCCCUCGGAUGCCCCGCGUGCCUCGGAUUCCCGAAUCGGCCCCGGCUCCGGCGAUCCGCAAGGCGUGGCGACCGCGCGACUCGGUCGAGCUCGCAAAAAAGAGGAGCGAGACGCCGGUGCUGGAGGAGCACAGCGAGAACGAGUCGUCGUCGUCGCCGGCUACUGACUUUGCCGUGUGGUCGGCCACGCGAUCCCGGAGGACGUCGGCUAUGUUCCAAGCGAGCAUGGCGCCGAAACGGCACCAGAGUCUGCAGGCUUUGCGGGCGCCCGUGUCGUCGGUAUCCGCGUUGGCGUCGGCGUCAACGUCGGCGGUCGUCACGCAGGAUGCGGUGAUGCAGGCGACUCCGCUGAUGCACCCACCUAUCAUCCCGCGCAAUCAUGGUCACAGGGAAAUCCGGGACGGUCCGAUUUAUGAGGUACGGAGUGUCGAAGAAGCGGCGUCUAUCAAAUCCAUCAAGUCCAUCACCGGUUCACCGGGCCGUUCCGCUCGCGCGACCUCUCCCACCCCCAGUUUCCGCCUACUCUCCAUGAAGGAUCUCGCCCACCCCUCCGCCGCAGACAUCACACUCCCCGACGACGACACACUAGACUUCCCCCCGCCCAUCCGCACCCGCAGCACGCGGGGUUACUCGGCGUCCUCGGGUACGCCCACCGCCUGCGGCAGCAGCACCAGCAGCGCGUCGGCGAGCAUCACAGCCAGUACGCUAAACCACACCAUCAGCACCAGCAACCGCCCGCCAUCUCUGCACACGGCAGGCACCUCGGUGGACCUCAGCAUCGGGACCAUCUCCCCCAAGCUCAAACCGGUCGGUGUCGCCCGGUCCCUUGGUAAUCCGCAUGACGACUCGGAGGACGAUUCCGGGUCUCACUACGACGACCGGGAUGGAGUGUCGGUUGAUGAUGACGACAACGACCAUCUCGCGCGUCCAAAAUCGUCAGGCUCUGCAGUCGGAGCGUUCAACAUAGACGACUACCUCUCUUCUGAUGCCGAGUCCAACAGCCACGACAGCGGCCUCAGCACGGCUACGACGACCAACACCACGCCUAACCGCCGGCCGACCGCGGAGGGCGAGGAGGAGUUGCUGUUUGAUGAUUUUGGCUUUGGGAUGAGCGGGAUGCAGUUGCCUGGGUUGGCGGAUUCGUUUCCUUACGACGAUGACCCCCACUCUCCACUCCCGGUCCCCGGAAAUGCCCGACAUCGCAAGGGGUUGUCUGCUGUCGGCGGCUGUGUCGGUGCUGGUGUCGGUGCCAAUGUUGGCGCCGGUACCGUAGAUGACGAAGCAGGGUAUGACGCGGAUUAUGUCGAGGAUGACUCGGAGGGUUUACUCGCGUGUCGGCGGAGGCAGUACCGGCAGCGUUUACUCCAGACUCAAACCUCGACGGCUUCUUCAAACCAGGGGAAGAAGACCACCGCCACCACCACCACCACCUCUAACAAUCAAAUCUCAGCCCUUCGCCAGUUAGAAGGACGGGGUAUUGACCUGGAAGUCCUCGAGAGGGAGUUACAAGCCCUCGGGCUAAGCUUGGCGCAUGUCCAAGCGGCGAGGGGGCAGAUGGAGGACGAAGAAGAGAAGCCGAAGCGCAGUGGGGGAGAAGUGGACGGGGAAGAGUCGGCGCAGCGGAAUGCGGAAGAGAAUAAGGUUGCGGCGGCGGUGAGGUUGAGGAAGGAGAUGAAGCGGGCUAAGAGGCUGGCGGGACAGCCGUCCAAGGGAAUGUUACGAAGGGGGGUUGUCUGA
Messenger RNA from Dichotomopilus funicola, 2817 nucleotides. RefSeq lists its product as uncharacterized. The coding region runs from base 1 to 2817 and encodes 938 amino acids. The transcript is spliced from 4 exons. NCBI's taxonomy places the organism in Eukaryota, Fungi, Ascomycota, Sordariomycetes, Sordariales, Chaetomiaceae. The record is from RefSeq and is a predicted model, not a curated record.